AUGCGCAAGCGAGCACGGCAAACCAGCAGCAAACAGGUGGCCUUGGGCAAUCGUCUCUAUUCGGAGCAGCAGCAGCAGCAACAGCAACAGCAACAGCAGUCACAGCAGGGCGCACCGUUAUCCCAGUCGACCACAGGCACCACGCGCUCCGCACACUUCGACCAUCUAUUGGAACGGGGUCGCAAGCGCAAUGCUGGUGAGAAUGGCACGAGCAACUUCGAUGAGCUGCCUUCGUUGCAGCUGGGCCUGGGAGACAUUGCCCGCAAGGUGCGCAACCUGGGCUCUGGUGGCCCUUCGGCGGAUCAAGUGCAGGACCGCGCACAAGAUCGUGCUGCGCAUUACCUGCUCUCGGCUUCAGGCGUGAAGAUGGGUAGUACCCUUCGCGAUCUGAACCAAUUCUCCACGCAGGCAGGCAUCCCCACAAAUGGACAGGCGCAGAACCUCUUUGAUGACGAUGUCGAUGGCUACAUUUCGAACCUCCACUCCCAGUCAACCUUGGCACUUAUCCAAGAAGGGCUCGAACAGUCCAAGCGCGACUUCGACACUUUUCUCGAAGACAACGUCCAGAUUGAGUGGGACAAACAGCGGCAGCGAAUCUAUGAACACUUUGGGCUUGGUAGGCAAAGUGAGGAUAUGGCAGCCUCACAGGCUACAUUUGGCAACACAGCCCGCGGAGCUUUCGGACGCUCGAACCGCAAGGGGCGAUCCAUGGGACCUAAGGGCGCGUCUGUAAAUGGCAAAUCGACCUUUGGAGCGACUUCGAGCGGCCCGCCUGUUCUCGGGGCCUCUACAAGUGUCCUCGGCGGACGGGAUGGCUCCGAUAAGUCGGUCUUGGGCGGUCCAGCUGGACCCCAAGAUCGAUAUGCUCGCGACAAGCAGGAGCGGUUCAUGGACGAAGUCAGGAAACUAAAUGAUGCGAGGUUGCGUGAAAACGCUUGCUCUCCACUGCACGCAUUCUCCAAUGUGGAGAUGACGGCCGGCACAGACAAUUCUGACUACUUCAUCAACGCUUAUGGCGCAUUAAUAUCCAUCAUUGGCGAGAAGAACGAGCUCGAGGCCUCGAACCCUGGAUCGAAUCAGCCAAAGGAACGAAGCUUUGCCAAGGACUACCUCGACGAUCAAAGCAACUCUGUUGCCUCCCUGCGAAUACGCAAGCGUAUUCUAGACGGUGCUUUGAAAUAUACCGAGACGAAGUUCCUCAGGGAAGUCGACCAGGUUGUACAAAAGCAUCCUGCUGAGGCUCUUGUCGGCGGUGUACCAUCUCUGCUCAACAAGAUUCGCGGUUUCGUGCGAGCCAAGGUUGCCUUCAAAGAGUUGGGGCCGGAUACGGAUCUUCUCCAGCGGAUCGGUGAUGUCGGGGAAGAGUUCCCAUGGGUUAUCGUCUUCUACCUGCUGCGAGGAGGAUUGCUUGCGGAAGCGGCUGACUAUGUACGAGAGAAGAGGAACUUCUUCCAAAACACGGACAGAAACUUUUCCGCCGCAAUCACCCAGUAUGCGACGGAUCCGGAGCGUAGACUAAACCCAGAUACACAGCAGAAGAUCAGCCAUACCCACGCCCAGCGAACUCGACUUGGUGUCCCCGAAGACCCCUACCGCUUGGCUUGUUACAAGAUUGUAGGCCGAUGCGACAUCAGUAAACGGAAUUUGCAGCCCAUCAACGAGAACAUGGACGACUGGACAUGGUUGCACUUCAACCUGGCUCGUGAAGGCAAUCGAGCAGAAGAGAAUGCUGGCGAGGUCUUUGGUCUGGAAGAACUGCGAAACACGAUUAAAGAGGUGGGUCAGCGCCACUUCAUGGACGAUAAUGCCGAGGCAGCUGGUGGAUACGGUGUCUAUUUCUAUUUGUCUAUACUCGCUGGCCUGUUUGAGCAAGCCAUCAACUACCUCUACAGUCACAACUACAUUUCUGCGGUACAUUUUGCCAUUGCUCUCGACUACUAUGGACUCUUGCGAGUCUCCGACUGGACAACGACAGGAGGAGAAAUCCUUACUUACACCACGCGGCAACAGCCGCAACUCAACUUUGGACGUGUGGUUGGCCACUACACCAGCGAUUUCCGUGCUGCUCGUGCCGAUGCUGCAGCUGAUUACUUGAUUCUCAUCUGCAUGAACGCCGACCUUCCGGGCGAAGCAGGCAGGCAACAGGCAGAGCUUUGCCAUGAAGCGCUGCGUGAACUCGUUCUCGAGACACGCGAGUUUUCGACACUGUUGGGCGAUGUAAAGUCGAAUGGACAAACCACGCCUGGCCUUAUUCAGGAACGACUACCGCUGCUUAAGCUGAAGGGCGAGAACGGCUUACUGAACACGAUUACCCGCGAGGCUGCGAAGAUGGCUGAUGACAAUGGACGUACGAAUGAUGCCAUUCUGCUUUGCCACUUGGCUGGUGAAUACGACAGCGUAGUCUCCAUCCUGAACCGCGCUCUUGCGGAAGCGCUCUCUGUGGAGCUAGGACAGGAGCCACUGCGCCUGGAGCCCUUGAAGCCUCAGCUCACACCCGCAGAGAAGCAGACACAGCAACGACAGACUGGGGACGAAUCUUCUGCGAGCCUGAGUAUGCUCGGAACGGAUGACCCAGUCGAGCUGGCAGAGAAAGUCAUUGCCCUUUACAAUGAAAACAACUCGUGGUGGAGGAAGGUUUCCCAAGUCAAUCGGGAGACGAUUGGCAUAUUGUACACCCUUAACAGGGCAAAGAAGGUCAUCGAGGCCCGGGCCUAUAUGGAAGCACUCGGCCAAAUCGAAAACUUGCGCAUCUUGCCAUUGACGGCCAAGGGCAACCUCAGCGACAUCCGGUCGACGGCCAACAGCUUCUCCUCGUACCCACCGGAGAUUGCACGCAACAUUGGCAAUGUUCUUCUGUGGUGCAUUGGCUGUUGUUCACGCCAUCGCGAGCACUUGCUCUCUGGCCAGUUUGACGACCCGAUGCGCAAGGUGCUCGCAGACCAGCUGCUGCAAAAGGCAAAGGACUUGAUGGUGUUUGCUGGGUUGAUCAGGUACAAGUUGCCUCCAAGAGUGUUUGAGACGCUUGCGAGGGAGGGCCAAGAUGUGGGUGCCUACUAG
Plenodomus lingam JN3 is the source of this 3057-nucleotide messenger RNA. NCBI's taxonomy places the organism in Eukaryota, Fungi, Ascomycota, Dothideomycetes, Pleosporales, Leptosphaeriaceae. The record is from RefSeq and is a predicted model, not a curated record.